This is a messenger RNA of Cinara cedri, 3702 nucleotides long. The record is from the annotation of a GenBank genome assembly. Lineage: Eukaryota; Metazoa; Arthropoda; Insecta; Hemiptera; Aphididae.
AUGGCUGAUCACAAAGGCAACGGCAACGGAAGCGACUCCAUCAAAGUAAAUAUUAUAUUGUAUAAUAAUAAAAAGUGUUAUUUUAGAUUCUGAGUGAAGGGAAGAGCUUAUGGUUUUACAAAGAUGUUUUAUUUUUUAUUUUUCUGUUAACUUUUCUACCAAAAAUCUUGCUCCAAUUUUAAGUUUAGCUUCUUUAAUGAAAAUCGAAAAAAAAACGGGAAAAUUUACGAAAUAUAUUUGUAUAGUAUUAUGGUUUUUUUUAUUCCUCCGAACAACUUUUCUACUUGCAAUUUUGCUCAAACUUAUAAUAAUAGCAAUUUUUCUAAAAGAAAAUUUCAUUGGAGAGGUACUUUAUAGAGGUCAUUUAUCUCAAGAUAUCAGAUUAUCUCAAGAGUUUUCUCAGCAAAUGUGAAAAACUAGGAAAAAUAUGGGAAAACGUAGGAAAAUCGGUACGUCAAACAAUUAUUUGUUAAUGAUAAUAUAUAAUACCUAUUUAAUUGUUUACCAUAAUAUGACACACAUAUAUAUUGUUGACAAAAUAUAACUAUCAACUGAACUCUGCACAGAAUCGUUUUUUUUGUUAGGUUAAUCGUUGCUAACAGAUAAUAUACAUUCAAUUAUCAAUAUUGACCAGAAAUCCUAUUAUUUGUAUGUAUUUAAAUAAGAAUAUGACUAAAAUUAUGGGCACUUUCUAUUUGUUUUUAUUGUAAAAGUGCAUUUAAAAUAAUACACCUAUAAAGAUUAAUUAUGCUAUACUUAUUAAUACUUAUAAAUACAUAAUAUAAUAGAACAAAAUAGUUACUUAUGUAAACCAUUGCUUACGAAACAAACGACUCUGAGCGCAGUUCAAUUGAUAGUGAUGUUUUUUCAUUAAUAUAUAUGUAAUUUUAUAGUAAAGUAAUUAAAUAUGCUUUAUAUAUUUUCUUUAAUAAUAUUUGUUUAAUGUUGUACUGAUUUUCCCAAUUUUCUUACGUUUAUCCAGGUUUUCACAUUUGCUGGGAAAACUUCUAAGAAUGUAUUUCAAUAUUGAAUGUUCAUUAGUUUGUAGUUUUACAUUGUAAACAAUUAUAAAACCCAAAAAUAUAAAAUAAUGUAAUGUUAUAUUGUAAGAGCAACUAAUAUUAGACAAUAGCAAAAGCGAAAACAUCUACCUCUACUACCGCCACAGUAUAACGAAAGUCUUCGUUAGCUGAUAUUGGUUUCAUAGAAUUACAAGUAAAAUUAUUCAAAUUACCAGUCAAAGAAUGACAUGUAAAUUUAUCAUGUACCUACUCAUGUCCUUAUUAUGUUUAUUUAAAAAUCAACUAUUUCAUUUUAUGUUUAUUUUUAUAGUGUUUGUUUUUUUUUUUUUUUUACCGAAUACCUGUAUCACUAAAUUUUUGAAAACAUAAACAUUAAUUUUUCUGAUAUUUAUCUAGAUAAAAAUGUAUUCAUUUUUAUCUUUAUUUGGAUGAAAUUUAGUUCACUUAUCUUUAUCUUUAUUUAGAUAAAAUUUAGUUCAUUAAUCAUUAUCUUUAUCUAGUUAAUUACUAGUUAUCUAUUUCCAACACUAGCCGUAAUAUAUUUCAAAUAAUACCUAGUGGUGUAUUGGAGAGAUACGCGGGUAUACAUCGUAUACCCGGGUGCAUAUUAACAAAGUGUAAAUAAUCUCGGCACCACAGAUAAAAUAACCUAUUUUCAUAGCUUAUAUUGCUCUCCAACAUUAAAUAGUCUUGUAGUUCAAUUAAUAGACAGUUUAUAGCAACGGUUCUUAAAUUGUGCAUUUAAAUCUUUCAAAAAAAGAUUGUGAACCACUAUUUAGUGUUUACAUCGAAUUGUCACCUGGGUGACAUAGGUUUUUUUCUUUUAGAUUUUGAGCAUAGUGAGGGAUCUAUUGGUUUUACUGUGACAUAUAUUAUUAUUGUUUUUUAUGUUUGUAUACAACUUUACUACCAGACAUCUUGCUUUGUCUUAUUAAACAAUUACUUCAAAAGACAAUUUUAUUUAGUUAGGGUAGUGUAUUUGAAAUAUUAUUUAUUAAAUUUUCACUGGAGUUGGAAAAAACUGGAAAGAAAAUUAUAGAUAAAACGGAAAAUAUAUUUAUGACUUUACCAAUUUCGUUAUUUUUAAUUUUAUCAAACUUUUUUCUACUAACAAUAUUGACAAUUUGAUGACCAAAUUAAUGUUAAUUCGAGUGUAGUGAGAAAAUUAGUUUGGAUAUUUUCAACCCAUUUUAAAUGCAUAUACAUAGACGCAAUUGAAGUAAAAAAAUUCGGAGGGGAGGGGUCUUAGCCCCCCUAAUUAUGCUUUAGUUACUAAAUUGAUAAAAUCGAAAAAUGACCUCUUUAUAGUACCUCCCCGCACCGAUUUCCUUUUAGAAAAGGUGCUACAAUUAAAAUCUAAACAAGUGUUCUGGUAGAAAAGUUGUCAACAGAUAAAAGAAAAUAAGAAAAAAAAACAUCUUUGUAAAUCCAUAAGCUUCUUUACUCGCUUUACUCAGAAUCUAAAAUUACUACCCAGAGAACACUUCCUUUCAGAAAAAAUGUUAUACUUGAUAAUCAGAGUAUGUUUUCUGGUAGAAAAUGUUCACAUAAAAAUAUAUAAACAUCAUUGUAAAACCAAUACAUUGCUCGUUCCACUCAGAAUCUAAAAUGACUUAGGUACUUUAUUUAAAACCAUUUAGAAUCAUGUAUUUUAAAAUGUACGCAACAUUGUAAUUACUAUAUUUUGCAUUAUCUUUGGGAUGAAACCGCUCCUCACUUUUGAUUUUCAAACGGCAAUUUAUUUUAAAAAUUCUGUAGUUAAAAAAUCCAAUUUUCGCCAAUCUGUUAACAAAAUAUUCCACUUUUAAGUUCGAGUAGGGGACUGUAGUAGAAUAUUAUUUGUGUAGCAGUAUGGAGUGCGGCAUUUGUAUAGUACCUAUAGAUUAUAAAACUAUAGUAUAGAAUGCAAUUAUAUAUAGUGAUGUCUUGGUUUUUCUUGCAGCAGGAAACAAUGCCAAGUAGCCGAGUAACCUCCCUAGCAAAACUGGCAUACUUGAACAUGAGUGACGACAUGAAGCUCGAGUGCAAUGAGCUCAUGCCCAAUAUCAAGGACUGUUGUGUGACGCUAUUCAACAUGUUUCGGAGACGUACAACCAUGGUGUAUGGUAAACACUUGUACGAUCACCGUUCGCCAAUGGCCAAACCCCAUCAGAAGAUAAUCGCGGCCGUGAAAAGCGGCAAUCUAGACUGGUUGAUGAUAGCUCAUGGUAACAGACAGUUGCCUGGCAAUCCUACAAGUUACUUGACUGCCUUAUACAAUUUGCCGUGCCUACGGUUCGCUCUCGAAAACGCCCUGGACGGCAAUCUGGAAUGCAUCAUGUAUUUGCACCGGCAUGGGUGCAACUGGAUAGAGGAAACGUGCAAUUUGGCCGCAAAAAAUGGUCAUUUUGACUGUCUGGUGUACGCGCACCAGAAAGGCUGUCCUUGGAAUUCAAACACUUGUGCCGAAGCUGCGGCUGGCGGACAUCUGCAGUGCCUUGUUUAUGCAUUUGAGAAUGGCUGUCCGUGGAAUCAGGACACUACUAGAAGCGCGGCCGUUAAUGGCCAUCUAAACUGUCUCUGGUAUGCAUUGUCAAACGAUUGUCCAAUUAAUAUGGACAAUGUCAUCAGACUGUUGAAUGACAUGAAUACCGAAUAUAGUGCACAAUGUCUGAAGUUCAUCAAAAGUUGGAAAGAGUAG